CUAUUGCUUAUGUUUUGUAAUUAGCUCUGAAAAGUGGGACUAAUUUGUAGACAAAAUACAAUUGAAUUUGUUUUGAAUUAGCGUUUAAUUCACUGUUUUUAUAGCAAUUAAUAGUGAACUGAGUUUAAUAGACACGUUAUGUUCACUAUAUUGUGAUUACAUUACUAUAGUAUUGAUCGCCAAAUGCUGUGAAAAAGUGUUUUACGGCUUUUUCACACGAAAUACAUUUUAGUCUUAAUUAACGGUAUUAUUAAUUGUCUUAUAAUUUAUUCAUUGUUUGUAAUCCAUGGCUAAAGAGUACGACCACUUGUUUAAGUUAUUGAUAAUCGGCGACAGCGGCGUCGGCAAAAGUAGUCUUUUGUUGCGAUUCGCGGACAACACCUUCUCCGGCAGUUAUAUCACCACAAUUGGCGUCGACUUCAAGAUCCGCACCAUUGAAGUGGACAACGAGAGGGUGAAGCUCCAGAUAUGGGACACCGCCGGACAGGAGCGCUUCCGCACCAUUACGUCGACUUACUACAGGGGAACCCAUGGGGUGAUCGUUGUGUACGACGUGACCAAUGGCGACACCUUUGCUAACGUCAAGCGAUGGCUGCAUGAGAUCGACCAGAACUGCGAUGUCGUCAACAGGAUAUUAGUGGGCAAUAAGAACGACGACCCGAACCGUAAGGUUGUGCUCACAGAAGACGCUCAACGGUUCGCCCAACAGAUGGGGAUUCAGUUGUUCGAGACGUCGGCCAAAGACAACAUUAAUGUCGAAGAGAUGUUUAAUUCGAUCACAAGAAUGGUUUUGCGGACAAAGAAGGAACAAAAAGAUCGCCAGAACUCUAAUGACGGCGCCAUUAAAGUCGGCAAAGGAAGCGCUCACAAGAGUCGGCACAAGAAGUGCUGCUAAUUAUGGCUGAAAUAAUUGUUUUGAUUAUUUGGUAAUAAUUAGUGAUUUG
Messenger RNA from Oppiella nova, 944 nucleotides. Lineage: Eukaryota; Metazoa; Arthropoda; Arachnida; Sarcoptiformes; Oppiidae. The record is from the annotation of a GenBank genome assembly.